GCAUUUGCUUAUCGUUUUGAUUUAAUUAAAUGUCCUAUGAUAAUUUAUGCAACUGGUUUUUUUUAAACCUCUGAUGACGGUUCGUAAUUGAUGGCAUACUCGUUGAAGAGGAUUAGACAGCCCAUUUUCAGCUGGCCAUGAACGGUUGGAAUUGAAGCUUCCUUUAUUAGUGGGUUCACAUCAAGGAAAGCUUCUCUUCUACCUAACAUUUCAAAUGUUGAUGAUCAAGAACUAGGAUGGAGUGUAUCAUGUUCAGUAUUUUUCCCAGUUCAUAUUGUUAUUAUGGAACUUCUUGCACCACAAAGCAAACAAGUUCCCAUAAGCAACUGAGAACUUUCUUCUUCUCAAAUCAAUAUGCAAGGAGAGAAUUUGUUUUCACAAGGCAGUCUUCAAGAAAUUAUGAGCUUAGAUCUCUCAUAAUAAAUGGUCAAAUCCAGAACGGUGCAACUGGAGAAACAUCACGCAAUAAGAGAUUCAUGAUGGAAGGGCUUCAUCAAGAUGGGGACAUAUUGGCUGGUAAAUACAAGAUUACCGGUAUCCUUGGUCAGGGUGGUUCAAGUAUAACUUACGAAGCAGAGGUGGGUGAUGGUGAGAAGGUGGCUCUGAAAGCUAUGUCCUUACGAAACAUGAGAGGCUGGAAGGAACUUGACCUUUUUGAGCGGGAAUGCCGAGUCUUGCAAUCCUUGCAGCAUCCGAGCAUACCUCAAUAUAUUGACUACUUUGAGGUCGAUACUGAUAGAGAUCGCGUUUUUUACAUUGUUCAAAAGAUUGCUAGUGGAAAAUCUUUGGCAGACCUUGUACAAAGUGGCUGGCAUGUAUCUGAAAAGGAAAUCAAGGAGGUCACCAUAAAGGUACUGGAUAUUUUGAGAUAUUUGGGUGAUCUAAGGCCUCCGGUGAUUCACAGGGACAUUAAGCCAGAAAAUAUAAUUUGGGACACAAGCACAAGGAGAAUUAGUCUGGUUGACUUUGGAGCUGUGCAAGAUGCAGUUUCUAUAACCAUGAUUGGCAGUACAGUUGUAGGAACGUAUGGAUAUAUGGCACCAGAGCAAUUCCAAAAUCGUGCUACUUUACAGACCGACUUAUAUGGACUCGGGUGUACUAUUCUAUAUAUUCUCUCAGGGCGUAGUCCUUCAAGUUUUCCUCAGAAACGUUUGAAGAUAGAUUUCAAGGGAUUGGUUCCAAUGAGCUCACAUUUUGCAAACAUUGUCGAGCGACUCCUUGAGCCUGCACCAGAAGAUCGCUUUCAGUCUGCAGAUGAAGUUAUUGAAGCCCUAAUGUCCGAAGACGGUUUCCUUAAUAAGGCUGCUUCUAAGAACAGUAAUAUGAGAGAAUUGCGUAACAGAAAGAUAUCUCAGCCUGCGGGGACAAAAGUGCUCUUAACAAGAACAUCAUCUCAACUCAAGAUAAGCAUCCCUCCUGGAGGUGUAACGGCUGAAACAGCUGGAACUGGAACAUUUGCUGUGGCAUGGAAUGCAUUUAUAGCAUUUUGGACUGGUUCGGCCAUUCGAAUGGGAGCACCUCUGUUCUUCACAUUAUUUUCUUUGCCAUUUUGGUUUGUUGGUAUAAGGCUUGCGAAAAGAACUGUCUCUAGUUUGGUUAUCGGUGCUGACUUGAACUUCGGAUCAAAGAAGUUUUCUAUAACAUGGAAGCUUGGUAACUUAUGGAGUUACAGAGUGGAUGGGCAAACAAAGGACAUCAUAUCAGUGGGGCUAAUCAUUGAAGCUGAACAGAAUGGUCAACCAAUUACAGCUGCUUGUGUGAAGGAGGGAGUCAAUUCCCACACGUUUGGUGCAAGCUUGGAACUCAUUGAAAAGAAAUGGCUUGUCCAUGAGAUAAAUGACUUCCUAGGCCUCAGCCCUCUGCAGCAGGACAGCUUCCCUAGAGUAUGAUAACUUUCUUACCAGACAAGUGCCAUCAAUGGUGUUUUAAAUACCACUCCUUCUAUGCUCAAGCUCUAUAACCACAAAGGCUGUGCAAAGCUUGCAAUGGGUUCAAAAUCUAUAUAAAAUGUAAAAUAUGCUAUUUCAGUCUCAUGUCAUCAAUUUUUUUUAUUACAAAAUGUUGGCAAAAAUGGCUUGAAACAUGUAUAAGCCAUUGAGAUGAUUUGUCCAUAGUGACAUCGAUCGUUUUGUCAUUUAAUUAGUUAAUUAUGAAAAUUUGAAAACAACAUUAGUAAUUAUUUUGCCAUGCAAUCCUGGUCCAUGAAUGGGAGACAAAAUAAAUAGCUUCUCACUUGUGUACUUCACUGAUAGCAUGAAUUUGAAAGAAAAAUAAGUGGGUUUUGCCUAGUCUUAAGGAAUGCUGCUACAUUUGGCUCUUCCGAUGAAUUUUGAUUGUUAUUUUCAAGGUCUCUGUUCAUCUUGUUUGUUUA
This is a messenger RNA of Cryptomeria japonica (Japanese cedar), 2371 nucleotides long. RefSeq lists its product as uncharacterized. Lineage: Eukaryota; Viridiplantae; Streptophyta; Pinopsida; Cupressales; Cupressaceae. Bases 237 to 1889 code for a protein of 550 amino acids. The transcript is spliced from 15 exons. Gene Ontology annotation, molecular function: ATP binding; protein serine/threonine kinase activity. Gene Ontology annotation, biological process: protein phosphorylation. The record is from RefSeq and is a predicted model, not a curated record.